GUGGGGUUGUUUUCCCUAAUAAUAAAGAAAAACUGGUCGGCCAAGGGAUUAGACAUCCAGUGACCAUCGAGCGAUCCUGUCGGAUGAUUUGCUCCGUCGUAAAUUAUUAAAAAAAGAGACGAAAAGUCGAAAAAGGUCAAAGUGUGUUUUAUGUGCGGAAUUGAGAGAUGGCGACGGGCGGGGACGACACGGCGAUCGUCGAUCAAGAUGAAGAUCCACCAGUCGAGACGAAACAACUAGGAGCGGAAGAAGACGAAAGCGGAUGGCUCGACAACGACGAUAAGGAUCAGCAGCAGGGCGUUGGCCGACCAAGGAAACAAUCCAAACGCAAUGCAGGAGCGGCAGGUAUCUUGCGCAUCGACACUACAGCCGCAACCGCUGCCGGAUUCAACAGUCGCCGGAAGAGUUCAGCCAGUUCAGUCGGAGAUUUCCGCAGCGGCGCCACUUAUUUAAAUCCCCAGGCGGAUGAGAAAUCUCCAUUGCCGUCGGCCGAUCGUCUUUCCGUCAGUUUCAUCAUGGGAGAAAGGGCCGACGCAUCCAGCGUGGGUUCCGGCAGGAUGGAUUCGCCGCUCAGUGCCAUCCACCACCACCAUCUCUCCAAUAAUCAACCCCAGCACUAUUUAGACAUUGACGACGAAUAUGACGACGACGAGUACUCGAUUGCGGCGUCGAGUAUCCUGCAGCAGCAACAGCGUCGACGCUCCGGCCCUGGCGGCGGAGGUGGGAGGUCGAGUUUGAAUCGACGGACCAGGUCCUUCCGUCGUGGUGGACGCAGACCUUCCUCGCCCUUUCCGGGCGACGAACUUUCAAUGGGCGGACGGAGACGAACGUCACGCGGGUUCUCGGUCGCCACCAUCAGCUCGGCCGAGAUUGGAAUGGACGAGACGGGCGGGGGCUUUUACGACCAGCAACAACAACAGCGGGAAGUUGCCGAGUCGGCCGCCGCCGCCCUGGAGCAUGUGGCGCUCCACAAGGAAGUGGUGCAGAACAUGCGCUACCAGCCGUGGGACAUGGGACGAAAGUUGCGGGUCCUCAGACGGGCCAAAAGCUUCGUCCGACAACACGAAGGCGCCCUCCAGCAGCGGCUGGCCGAAUCACGCACCGCCAAAGACGUCUUUGCCCGCGGACGCCUUCUACUAGCCAAAGCUGUCCAGCUGAGUGUGCGGGAAAUUCGAAAUUUGAUUUCGUUCCUGGUGCCGUGGGAGGCGCGAAUCAAAGAAAUCGAAUCUCUUUUCGGAUCGGCUGUCGCCUCCUAUUUCACUUUUCUCCGCUGGGUCUUUUGGAUCAAUCUCGUCCUGACGGCCUGUUUCGCCGUUUUCGUCGUCGUCCCAGAAGUAUUGGCGACGGAAUGGGACGUGAGUGGCGAGCGCAAAGGAUUGCUGCCGGAAGAGAAACGGACGGCCACGGACUUGCAGACCUUGUGGGACUUUGAGGGCAUCCUGAAAUAUUCGCCCAUCUUUUACGGUUUCUAUAGCAACGCUUACGAGACCAACGAGGGAUACAAACUGCCGUUCGCCUAUUUCUUCACCGGACUCGUCCUCUACAUGUACAGCUUCGUCGCCAUCCUCCGCAAAAUGGCCAAGAAUUCUCGGAUGGCCAAACUGUCGGACAAGGACGACGAGUGCACAUUCACUUGGAAAUUGUUCACCGGAUGGGAUUUCAUGAUCGGCCACCCGGAGACGGGCGAGAACCGCCGCUCGGCCAUCACGCUCGGCUUCAAAGAGGCUCUGCUGGAGGAGGCCGAAAAGGAACGGGCCACCGAGAAAUUGACCCGCAACGUCAUCUGUCGCCGUUUGGCUGCCAAUUUUCUGGUCCUGAUGCUCCUCUGUUCGUCCGCCUACAUUGUAGUUUUAGUUGUCGAGCGAUCCACCGAGCCGGAAGCCGAAUCCAAUUGGUGGAGGCAGAAUGAAAUCACCGUCAUCCUCUCCCUCAUCUCCAUCAUCUUUCCCAACAUUUUCGAGCUGAUUGGCAUCUUGGAAAAGUACCACCCGCGUAGACAACUGCGUUGGCAAUUGGCCAGGAUCAUGAUCCUGAAUUUGCUGAAUUUGUACACGUUGAUCUUUGCCCUUUUCGGCAAAGUCAACGCCAUGACGACCCGACUGGCCGUCAUGAAGGCCAACAUUAGCCAGCAAGGACUCAACUUGGCCGAUUUGUUGCUGGACCAGACGUCGUCAUCGAUGACGACUCCCAUUUUCAACGCCACUUGGGAAAGCAGCGCCUAUUACAACGUCACCGAUCCUAUUUUAUUCAUCCUCAACGCCACAGAGAGUCCCGGUCCGAUCCUGCUGGACAAUUAUUCAUCGACGUCAACCCAACCGGCAGUGACGGAUGAAGAAGAUGUUGACCUGACUGGAACUUGUUUCCAGAUUAUGGUCGAUUGCUCCGCACUGGAGACGACGACCGAUCCUCCACCCGUUAGGACGACAACUGCCGGGCCGGCCAUUUCGGAAGAGGACGAACUCAUUUACGACGAAGAAGAUUACGAAACGGUGCCGGAACGAUUGAAACGGCAAUUGCUCCUGGACCAGACGACGGCCAAUCCUUUGAGAACUACUCCGCAGAGUAUCGGGCGAUUGCUGGACUCUCUCAAUUCGAUCCUGCGCAAUCUCAAGCGCAACACGACCCUCCGCCCAAUUCCGUACACAUCGACGCUGCCCUUUUCGACCUCAUCCAGCAGCACCGAAAGCGGCGGCCCAUCAACGACGACGAGUCCAGCAACUGCUGACCGGAUGAUGGAAUCGACAGCCAGCAGCACGCCGGAAUUGCUAGACGAUCUGAUCCGCUGGCACACUGCCGGAUUGAUUUUGACGACGGAAGAGGACGACUAUGACGAGUUGGCCGACAAUUCCAGCAGCGCCAGCAUUUUCGAGGCUUUUAAUCAAACGAAUCCGGCGGAUGAUUUUAUCGUCAACCAAGACAACGAGACGAUUACCACCACUCAAUUGCCGGAAGAGAUGACGACAACCGUCCGGCUGACCAUGUGCCCAUUGGUCGUCUGUCCGUGGAACGACACGGUCGGAUAUUUCAGCAGUUUGACGACGACCAACUUGCCCAGCAGCGACGGCGGAGGAGAUGAAUCCAACGGGACGACGUUGCCGUGCCGCGGAGACAAUCCGCAAGGAUGCACUCCGUUCUGGACGAGUUCCAGGGAUGAGACCAUCACGUCGUUCCACUCAUCCAUCUCUGCUAGCAGCACACCAUCCAGCAACGAGGAAGAAAUGGCGGCGAUGAGUAAGAAAACUCGACCCACAUUGGAUCCGGCCACCCGUUUGGAACUGCGCAAACUCUGCUGGGAGACCAUGUUCGGCCAGGAACUCGUCAAAUUAACCAUCAUGGAUUUGAUUUUCACGACGAUAUCGAUUUUGAUUAUUGACUUUAUCCGGGCCAUUUUCGUCCGGGUUUUCAACGGAUGUUGGUGCUGGGAUUUGGAGAAAUAUUUCCCACAAUACGGCGAAUUUAAAAUUGCUGAAAAUAUUUUGCAUCUCGUUAAUAAUCAGGGCAUGGUUUGGAUGGGCAUGUUUUUCUCGCCUGGAUUGCCGGCCAUCAACAUUUUCAAGUUGUUCCUGUUGCUCUACAUCCGCUCGUGGGCGGUGCUCACAUGCAACGUGCCGCACGAGGUGAUUUUCAAAGCUUCCCGCUCCAACAACUUUUACCUGUGGCUCCUGCUGAUCAUGCUGUUCCUGUGCACGCUGCCGGUGGCCUACGCAAUCGUGUGGCUGGAGCCGUCGUGGCACUGCGGCCCCUUUAGCGAAUACUCGCGCAUCUUUCACGUCAUGACGCAGAGUUUGCUGAAAGCCACGCCCGACAGUCUCCACUGGGUCCUCAGUUACGUGGCCUCGCCCGGCGUCGUCAUUCCGCUCCUCGUUCUCCUCAUUCUCGUCAUUUAUUAUUUGGUGUCGCUCAGCUCGUCGCUGAGGGAGGCCGUCACCGAUUUGCGGACGCAACUUCGACGCGAACGCGACGCCGAACGUUUGAAAACGCGCCAGAAAAAGGAGGCCGAAUCGGUGGCCGCUGUUCCCGACGCUGCGGCCGCCAAAGUCAUUGCCCAAUGGCGCAAAGCUGUUCCGUUCGCACCGACCAAAUCGCAGACGAUCCUUCCUCAAACGCUGGCCAAAGAAGCCGUCGACAAACGCGGAGGAGGAGGGAUGAAAGAUGGGCUGCUGUUGCAUCAACGCGCAGGAGCGUCGGCAGGAGCGUCGGCAGGAGCCCAGCCGAGAACUGCUGCUCCUGUUGGGAUGACGACGGGACGUCAAGUUGGCCUCAGACGUGGCCAGCAACUGCCACCAGUCAAAGGAUCACGAGGAGUCACCGCUGCUGCUACCACGACUGAAUUUGACGGUGCCAGCGAUUUGGAUAUUAGCGACUCGUUGCCGCACGACAGUCCCGUCUUGAACGGCCGCGCUGCUGGUCAUCAUCAGCCGCCCUUGCCAGGAGCAGCAGUGCCGGCCAGUCCGCCUCACCACCAGCCAGUCUAUGCCUCCGUGGUCAAGAAGAAGAAGAAACCGAACAACAACAUCAACAGUCCGCCGAGAGUAGACCAGCAACUAGCCAGUCAUCAGCCGGACCAGCAGGAGCCGCUUAACAAAAUGACGGACGCUCCUAGAUCGCCGGCCAAAAUCCCACUGAUCCGCAUCAGCCAGACGGAGAGCGUGGAGAGAGCCGAAAGGAAUCCGCCCACUCCCAUGACGGAUCCGCCAUCGCUGGAGGAUGGGACGACGACGGGACUGGUUGCCACGUCGCCCACCAAAAUUCAGCACGGCGGCGGAGCUCUCAAUUUGAUUUUGCAACGGGCAAAGGAGAGACGGGCGCUGGCCAUCAAACAGCAGCCCAUCACUGUCAGCGAGUCGACGGCCGAUUUGGUGCUGAACAUGGAAGAAACGGCCCGCCGAGCCGACACUCCCGAUCACGAAAAGAUGGAUGAAACUUUGGAUUCGAUUUCGGACGAAACGCCCACCGUCACGGAAAAUCAACAAUAAAAAAACCAAACACACAACCAGAUAUAACAAAUAUAUAUCACGUGAAAACAAGGAAGAAGAGAAAAAAAUGGGCGGCCGUGUGGUAUCGACGAGGGAACUUUCGAUCGAUAACUCACGGCGACAUCCGGAACGCGCAACACAACCCCCCCGAAAAAUUGGAUAAGAAAA
Daphnia pulex (common water flea) is the source of this 5144-nucleotide messenger RNA. Its product is annotated as transmembrane channel-like protein. The coding region runs from base 168 to 4976 and encodes 1602 amino acids. Gene Ontology annotation, cellular component: plasma membrane. The transcript is spliced from 15 exons. Gene Ontology annotation, molecular function: mechanosensitive monoatomic ion channel activity. The record is from RefSeq and is a predicted model, not a curated record. Lineage: Eukaryota; Metazoa; Arthropoda; Branchiopoda; Diplostraca; Daphniidae.